UUUUUUUCAUUGGGAAAGGGGGGGGGGGGGUAGGUCUACAUAAUAUUUAUAUACAUGCUAUUCACACUAAUUAUCAUAGUCAUAAUCGACUUAGAUGAGUACAUGACCUCACCAUAUAGUGUGGUUCCAUUGACCCAGGCGUGUACACGAGUAGGUCUACUCUAGUCAUCUGUGAAUGUGUAAUACAAAGUCAUUGAAGUGUGUGAUGAUUAUGCAACAGUCAUGUGAGCUGGGUAUAAUGGCGAAAGAAUAUAAAAAUGUUUCCCACAAUUUUACUGCAAGAUUUUAAUUAUUCUACGAUAAAAAGAUUACUUACUUUCACCAAAUCUGUGUGAUUUAUAUCUGUUGUACAUUGAAAUAAACAAUUUUCUAUCGAACUAUUUUGUUUUCGUAGAAUCAAGGGAGGUAAUCAUAAUAAACAACAAAGAUGGCGAUCGCGACAAGGAGGAUGACACAGUCGCGGUGUCUUGCAAUUUUUACGUUGUUUGUUCUCUUCGAAUUGUCCCAAGAAAGUGACAGUAAAUCUACACAACAAAAGUCACUGCGUUUUGAAUCAGAGCGGCUUAAAUUCAAGGAUGAAAGCAGAACAUUUGUGAUUGACUCAGAACUUUUCAGAAGUGAAAAUGGGAACUCUGAAUUUGACUCUUCUAAAAGUGUAUCGGCAGGUGUAAAACUGCGAACAAAGAGGGAUGCAACUUCAUCAAAGUCAAAUACACCCAGUGCUGUAUCCGUACAGCUGAAUGACAGUCAUACUCAGAUGAUUGUCCACUGGGCGGGGGCCGGGUCUGAUGUCAUUAUUGCCCUGUCCCGCAGCAGCCAUCCUAGCAAUACUUCCACCAGUAACUUAUUUAUGUCAUACGACUACGGGAAAAGCUUCCAGAACAUGCAGAACCGUCUUUUACUGCCGAAGCAUUCGGUGCCAAUUAUUCAUCACUAUUACAACAGCCGAGUGUACAAUUCACAUUACAUAUUUACAGACAUUGUGCAUAAUUACCUGUUCACGACCCAGAAUUAUGGGCGGACCUUCACCUCGCACAGUGUGCCCUUCAUGCCAACAAGCCUGAAGCUGCAUGCUACGAAUCCAAACUUGGUACUGGGAAUGGACAAAAAUGAUACACAGAAAGAGCUCUACCUGUCGGAGAAUUUUGGGUACACGUGGAGGAUGGUUCAGCAGGGAGUGUUGAAAUUUGAAUGGGGUGAAUCAUCUUAUGAUAAUGAGUCUGUUAUUUACAUCGAACGGGAGGAACUUGGAUUUGAGGGCUCUAGUGCAUCCAUCAUUAGCAGCUCAGACUUGUUCAGAACCAGACCCAAGGUCUUACUGUACGGCGGUGGGCAAUUCAAAAUGGAGGGACCCUACAUGUUCGCAAUCAAAACACAAAGAUUGUUUGGAGCACGAGAGCCAGUGAAACAGUUGUGGGUUUCAUACAAGAGGAGUCCUUUUGUCAACGCAGAAUUUUCUGAAAGUCUUCCAAAUUAUGAUUAUUUUGUGGCAGACGCCUCAGAAGAACAGGUGUUUUUGGUUGUGACUCACAACAAAACUACGGGGCAGUCCCACUUGUACAUAUCAGACAUCACUGGAACCAAAUACUCCAAAACACUGGACAACAUCGUGUACUAUAAUCCAAAGGGGGCUCAUAGUAACAGCUGGCUAAGAUAUUUUGCCAAGGAGGCUUUUGUGGAUUUAACAAAAAUCAAAGGUCUAAAGGGUGUGUACAUUGUGAGUCAGCUGACCAAGAACAACACCUUCCAGAAAGACGAUCAGAGAAGCAUGAUUACAUUUGACAAAGGUGGGGAAUGGUCCCUCGUCCAUCCCCCUGCUAUAGACAUCAACGGCAACAAGACAAAGAACUGUUCAGCAUUUAGGAAGACGAAUUGUUCCUCUCUUCAUCUGACACAAGAGUUCAGUCGCCUGUACCCAGGGGCCAGGAAUGUACCAAUUCUGUCCCGCGAAUCAGCGCCUGGCAUUGUUGUUGCCACAGGGGUCAUAGGAACGAGGAUAAAAGACCGGCCGGAUGUUUAUGUGUCCUCGAGUGCAGGAUACCAGUGGAAAGCGGCACUGAGAGGGAACUACUUUUAUGCUAUGGGAGACCAUGGAGGACUGAUUGUAGCUGUUCCACAAUUUCAGAACACCAAAGACUUGCUGUAUUCUUGGGAUGAAGGAGAAACCUGGAACACAUAUACCUUCCACAACGAGACGAUACGAGUGUACGGGGUCCUGACGGAGCCAGGGGAGGCAACCUCUAUCUUCUCCAUAUUUGGCUCCCACGUUGGCAUUCAUAAGUGGCUUAUCAUUCAAGUCAACAUGGAGAACGUUUUCAGGUAUCCAUGUAAGAAAGACGACUACAAGAUGUGGUCCUUCCCCGAUAACCCCCCAUUUGCAGGCUGUAUUCUUGGCAAGAAGCUCAUUAUUGAAAGGCGAAUCUCUCAUGCUGCUUGUUUCAAUGGUCGGCAGUAUGACAGGAAAAUCAUAGAGAAAAACUGUUCCUGUACAAGAGAAGAUUAUGAGUGUGCCUUUGGUUUUCAUCUGGAAGAGAGCUUGUUCAGUUUCAACCAGAAAUGCAUAGAAAAUAGCGACCCAAAUACUAACAUUCACAAACCCCCAAGCUACUGCCCCCCAGGGACAUUUUAUCCAUAUUCCCGGGGCUAUCAGAAAAUUUCGGGCGACACCUGCAAGUAUGGAGAGGACUACCGGUACGACCCCCUCAUGUACUCUUGUCCAGUGGCAGAGGUGCCGGAGUUCCUUAUUUACUCAUCCAGUAGUCAUGUACAUCGAGUGUUACUAGGAAGUAACAGAGACGAGAUCAUUUAUACCGCCAGGGAUUUUAAAUCCAUCAGAACGACCGAGUUUGAUCUUCAUAACAACUGCCUGUUUGUUAGUUUGUCCACAGAAAUACAGAAAGUGUGUUAUGGAGAAAACGGAACAGAUCAUACAACUGCCAUGGUAGUCAUAAGUACCAACCUCGGGAACGUGGAAGCGAUGGCUUUUGAUUGGACGAGUAAGAACCUGUACUGGAUUGAUUCAGCAUUACGGAAAAUAGAAGUGUCCCGCGAGGACGGGCGGUACAGGAAGCAGCUCUUUAACUCCUCGUACAUGGAAAGGCCCCGGGCCCUUGUUUUGGAUCCUAGAUUUGGGUACAUGUAUUGGACUGACUGGUCAGCAACAAAACCUAGAAUUGUUCAAGCGUGGAUGGAUGGCACGCAUUACAAAGUCAUUGUUAGCAGACCAAAUGUCCACUGGCCUAAUGGCAUUACCAUUGACUACCGGACUGACCGGAUCUUCUGGACCGAUGCCUACAGACAUGGUUUAUACUCCGCUGAUUCUAAUGGGAGGAGCAUACACACAGUGAAGAAUGGACAUGGAUAUAUUCCACACCCAUACAGUAUUGGAGUAUUCAAGAACAAUUUGUAUUGGGCUGACUGGUCAAAGAAAGAAGUGCUGACCGUAAACAAACUGAAUGGACUGGGUCUACAUGUCAUCAGGAACACCACCGGUCAGGUGUCCGAUCUCAAGGUCUUCUCCACCACAUCACAGAGCGCCACGUCCCUGUGUAGUAAUGGAAACGGAGGCUGCACACAGUUGUGUUUUCCCCGCCCUCAGUACAACAUGACGGGAAUCAAGGUCUCCAAACAGAACCGUACCUGUGGUUGUAACGGAACGUCCUUCAAGAUUCCGACAGCAUCAGGGACCACGGAACAUUGCAACUGUGGAGCAAAGGACAUGAAGAUAAACGGAGUAUGUGUGCCAGCGAACCAAACCACAGUGUCCAACUGUUCCCACUCCCACUUUACCUGCGGAAAUGGACGCUGCAUUCCAUCUACCUGGCUGUGUGACCGGGAUGAUGACUGUCACGAUGGCUCCGAUGAAUUUGACUGCCCCUACUUGGAGUGUACCACUGGGAAUUUCCAGUGUAAAUCUGGAACAUGUAUUCCUGAGCGGUGGCGCUGUGACCACGAUAAUGACUGCGAUGAUGGCAGUGAUGAAAUGCAUUGUGAGUACCCGUCCUGCUCCAAGACACAGUUCACAUGUGAUAACCAGCGUUGUGUACCAUCAACCUGGGUGUGUGACCAUGACGACGACUGUCACGACAACAGUGAUGAAAACAACUGUACUUACAAUGAAACCUGCACUGAGGAGGAAUUCCACUGCGCCAGACACCAGCCUAAGUGUAUUCCCUCCACUGAGGUCUGUAAUGGCAACAAUGACUGUGUGGAUGGAUCAGACGAGGUCAACUGCACAUCUAGCACCUGUCCACACUUCAAAUACACGUGUACUAACAAAAAACAGUGCAUCUACAAGAACUGGGUUUGUGAUGGAGAAAGGGAUUGUACUGAUGGAAGUGAUGAAAUAAACUGUACUAGAACAACCACCACCCAAGCCCCAAUCCAUAAUGGCACCAGAUACUGCCAGCUGUAUUGUACUAAUGGCCAUGGAUGUUACGGAUACAGCCAGAGAUGUGAUGGAAUUCGGGACUGCUGGGACAGCUCGGAUGAGAUAGACUGUGGUUUUCCCACAAGUUCGCCCACCACAUGGAGACCCCCACCAGUGACAUCGGGAAAUAUCUGCAGCGAGAACCAGUUUUACUGCUACAAGGGCGGUGACAUUCAAUGUAUUCCUCAGAGAUGGGUAUGUGACAACACGACGGAAUGUGCAGACGGAGAGGACGAGGGGGAGAUUGCUUGUAAAGGGUUAGAGCACUGUCCUGACAAAGACUUCAAGUGCCUGUACAUGGAUGGCUGUGUCCCGCAUAACAAGGUCUGCGAUGGCCACAGUGACUGUCUCGAUGGAACUGACGAGAUGGGAUGUACCAUUUCAUCGCCUUUACAAACUACUACUGCAGCCCCAGUUGAUGAGUGUGAGCAGCUUAGAAAUCGGAGUUCCAUACAGGAAUUUCGUAAACUCUAUUACGUUUGUAACCUGCAGUCUGUGGAGACGUGUGGAUUGUGGUUAAGAGUUUGUGAUUGGUCAAAUCCGUGUUAUCUUUAUGGCAGCCUGAUCGCCACAUUGUGCUCAGACAGAGUAAAUGUGACACAUCUGGAAGCCAGACCUGAUCCGGAGAGGUCCAUUCACAUUACAUGGCGUCGACCUGUAAAUCUGAAAAACAAAACACUACAGUACAUAGUAUCUUACCUAGAGCUUGAAGAUGAAAAGACGUGGCAAAAUAUUUCUCAAAAUUUGAGCAGCACAACGUACACCAUCAAAAAUGUACGGUCAUCAUUCCAGUACCAGAUUGCAGUGUACGUCAUCACCCCGGAUAAAAAGAUUCACAUUCCUGUAAACCCCAUCACUGUCACCACUCUACAAGCAGUACCUAGGGCACCCUUAUCGCCAACAGUAAAUUUCAAGGAAAAGCGAAUGACUAUUCAAUUCACCUGGUCCAGGCCAGCAGGUACACAACCAGGAGAGAUAAUAUUCUACAAGGUUUACUGGAAGGCAGCAGAGGAAAAUGUAACCUCUUCCGUCUCUGUGCCGGGAAAACUUUUCAUGUACAGCUUUGACAGGGAAACUCUGAAAUACAUGAAGAAAUACAAGUUUUGGGUUUCAGCAGUGAACAGUGAAGGGGAGGGGGAGAUAAGCAAGAAAGUACCAGACCCAGCCCUAGUGUUUGAUGAGGCUGGGAUUACUUCUACAGUCAGUUUUACUGAACCGGAAAUGAUCGACUCCUUUACCAUCAAACUGAAAUGGUAUGCCAUUGCUAAGGCUUCUUCUUACAAGAUUACCUACCAAAAUGCCAUGAAUGUUCCGGUCUCAGUCGUAGUGAAAGGCAAAACAACUGCAACAAUUAAUCAUUUGUGUCCGGGAUUCCAAUACCUUUUCCAGAUAGCAGCCUCCAACGAUCACGGUGAUGGGCCGUCUAGAACCAUCAUGCUGUACACAAAUGGAACUACUCCGGACCUGCAGAUUUCUGGUGCUAACAUGACUGAUAAUACAGUAUUCAUCAUGUACUGGAAACCUCUCAAUGGGAAAAGUCUCAACUGGGAAAGUCCAAAUCUACAGAAUAUAACCUACACCGUGUAUUACGCUUUUGACCCACGUGACCUAGAAGUUGGAGCUGAUCCAAGAGAAAAAGCGAAGAACAUUUCCGUAACAAACAAAGACCAGGUCAAGCUGACCAGACUCCGAGCUUGUGAGUCGUACACUGCUAAAAUUGCUAUGACAUCGCCAGGGAUUUGUCCAUUAUCUACUGUGAAAACGUUUACCACAGGAGAAGAUAGACGAGCUCCACCAGAGGAUUUGGAAUUUAAACUUUUCAAAGACAACAAGACAACUGGAAAUUUAACAUGGAAUGCAGCCUGCUUUGAAGAGUUCUUAAAAGUGGGUUAUGUUGUCAUAGUUACCGAGGAUCUUAACAAUAGCACUUUCCGAUCAGAGAAAUAUACCGGUACAAAAGAUCUGAAGUUAUUCCAGACUCUGGGGCCACUGCGGAGGGGUGCCACCUACACAGUGGUGAUUCAGAGGGAUGUCCCAGGGGUUCUUCACCCCACGCCCUCAGACCCCCUCAAGAUCAACAUUGAGCCGUAUGCAAGUCCUGUCAAUCUCAUUGGUUCACCUCAGUCUGAUGUCGGCAAAAUAACGCUGGUCUGGACCCCUAGCCCAGACGAUGCUCCAAAACCUGAAAACCUAAAGGGAUAUGAAGUUCAGUGGAUGAAGAGUCAUGCUGGUGGCAGUCACACACAGAAGACAGAGUUCCAGAGGCUCGGAAUCUUGGGCGGUACAAUUACAGAUUUUAAAAUGGAACCCUACUCCGACUACCACUUCAGGGUCCGUGUGGUCACGAAGGACGGAUAUAAUGGGACGUGGAGUAACGAGUACCACAUUCUGUCAUCAGAGGUGAUAGCAGAGGCACAGAAUUCCGAUGUGAAACUGUCUAAAACUAAUCUUAUCGCUAUCAUCGUUUCCAUCACCACUGUUGUCAUCGUUCUUGUCAUUGUUCUCGCCUUCUUCAUCAUCAGACACCGUCGCCUUCAGAGAAGCUUCUUGGCAUUUGCUAACAGUCAUUAUGAUUCUAGAUCUGGGACCACCACAUUUACAGCUAAUGAUAUUGGAGAAGAGGAGGAUUCCCCUAUGAUUCGGGGAUUUUCCGAUGAUGAGCCACUUGUGAUAGCGUAACUGUCAGAGCGAGGGGGAGUUUGAUGUGCCAUGUGUGACUUCCUAGCGCUGUGUUGCCUAGGCGAUCACACGUCAUGUGAUAAUGCUGUCGUUGUCUCCCUUUGACCUUUACUGUGAUUGAUAUAUAAUGUGGAUUUCAUCAUCUUAAAGUUUUGUGCAGUUGGGAAUUGUAAAAUAAAUUUCAUGCAUAAGAAGAAGUGUAUCAACUAAAUGCAGAUAAAAGGUAUAAUGCGUUAAAUUGAUUAACUAAAUUGACAAAAAUUUAUUUUCUAAUUUUGUUUUAGUACAUUUUAUUCCAUGUAUGAUCAUUUUUCAUGCUUUUGUAACCCAUCAUGUCAGGGUGACUGAGCACCUGGAAUAUUAUUUUUGGUUUUAUUUUAUUUUUUCAUUGUUUAUUCAGCAUUUGAUAUCAAAUAUAUUGAAGAUUUUUCAAACUGUGUAUGAACUCAAAUAUAUUUUUAUUUGUAAUGAUUGUUAAAAUAAGGACACAAACUUGAAUAUUUGGUUUGAUGUUGAGUCGUUAAAGGACCUUUAGAUAUGUUACAAAUACUCCAUAAGGCAUAAUGCAGAAUUCAGAUUCAUUAAAAGUUGAUCAUGCAUUCGAUCAGAUUUCUGGAGAAAUUACCAAUGAGCACAUCAGACAAAUUGUAGACAUUUUUUUUUUUGUAUCGGCAUAUCAGUAGAAACGUUUGACUCUGCUUGUUAGAUUUUGUACAUUCCACUGUAUAGUAUUGCUCAGAAAUUAAUUUACUUGAGAGAAAUUGUGUGAGUGUAUAUAAUGUUAGUACAUAGCAGUGUUACAUUGAGUGUGUAGUUUUGACUCCCUGUUUCUUUUUCCGAGUUUUGCUUAAUUUCCCACUCCAAAUUUUUGUUUAUGAUUUACAUAUAAAGAAUAUAUUCCAGAAGAAUACAUUUUUUGCACACCAGUGCAAUUUUUUCUUUCUUGUUAAUGUGUGUUAAAUUUUAUUCAUAAGCUUGCAUUGAUGAACAUGGUGUUCUUUGAGUACCAUUUUAGAAAUGUUAGAAUGUUGGUCAACUUCUUGGUGCAAAAUUGUGUGAAGGAUGUUUAAAAGGGAUGUGAUAAUUGUUACAAAUAUAAACAAACUGAAAGUAAUAAUCGUUACAUGUACACACUAAAGCCAUCUCUAUUCUGUGUACCAGUGACAGGGGUGCCUUUUUAUUUUUGUGAUGUAGAUGAGGUUGUCAUUUCUCUAAGGUUGCAUUGUAAACCUUUUUUUGGAAAAUUGGCUUUAAUGUUCGAUUCAUUGAAUUAACUGUAAGCUCCAAACUAACAUAGAAAGUAGAAUUAUCUCCCUUUAUAGAAAGAGAAUUUGUGAGGUUUUUCAAGGUUAUUUAAUAUUAUAUUAGAAUUAUUGUCAAGUAAACUUUCAUUAGAUGCAUUAAGCUAUUAUCAAUGGCAUUUUCAAAGGAAAUCAUAUGCUGAAUUGUCCAAAAUUAGUACAUGAUAUUUUAUAGGGGAGAUAACUCCUACUGGACAUUUUUUGUAUAGUUUAAUGGGAGGCUGUUUUUACCACAGUUCAUAUCUUGACCUGAAAAGCACUUUUUUUCCAGUAAAGGAGGGUAACCCCACUUAAUACAAUCUGUUGGUGAGAGAAGAUAGAUUAUAUGUGCGGGGGUGGGAGUUUAAAGUACUUGUAGCUGGCUCCCCCUCCCAGGAACAGUUCAGCAGUACUGAUAGCUGAACACACACACACCCUGCCCAUGUACAAUUCAGCGGAAUAGAUGCCACAUCUAGAGUGAAACUGAUUUUCUGAAUCUCAAUCAACUGUUUUUGUUUUCAGCUAUUAUUUCACUGUUUUUAAUGCAGUAUACUGUAUAGUGAGUAGUGACAGGGCUUUGUAGUCCUGUUUGUCCUUCGUUUUUUGAAAACAUGCAUAACUGAUAAAACAAACUGAUCUGCUUAAUCUAAGAAUCUUUGUUAAUUGUGUCAGAUUUCCAUUUUUAUUAUGAAAUACAUGUUAGAUGACAGUCUGAGCUUUUCCAUGCUUUUUUUUAUACUUAUGAUGCAGGUAUUUAAAGGUCCUCUGUAGGAUUUGUUUUACAACCAUGAAGUAGAAACAUGCCCAGCGUAGGGUCACCCAGGGUGUCAGAUGAAAUGGGCAGAUUAUGCUGAUGUUAUGUCAGACGUGUCCAAACUUCUCUGUUUUAGGUGAUUUUAGCUUUACUCUACAUACAGUGAUAACCAAAGCAUGCUGUGCUCAGAGGUGUGUCUCAGGGUUCAUACUGAGCGACUCCUAUUAAAGAGACACUACAGCUCAUUUUCCACAUUUUAAUAAAGUGUUUUUUAAAACAUGUAUUGAUAAAAUGAUAAAAUUCAUAUCGAUACUGACAAUUUUGAACAAUUGGGAUGCAUCAAUUUACUCUCAACUGCGCUUUGAAGAUCGUUCGGAAUUUAAAGGUUUCUUCAUUCUGACUCGGACUUUUGAAUGCUUAUUUACAUCACGUGGUUUUGAAUGACAGCAAAGGUGUUGUGUAGGAAAUUAUUUAAAUUCCCCUUCAAGGAGGUCCACACUCACCUUUCAAGUAUAAGAGUAUUCCCUGCUCCUUAAAAUAAGUAAUUAUAUCAAUCAUUAUUUCAUCAGAAACCCGUCCAUGUUCCCAUUGAUCGAUGUUUUUACAACUAACACGUGUCGUGUUCAGAUAAAAAUAGCACUUACUUUUAAAAGUAGUGUCUUAGCAGCUAAUCUCAAUGGCAGAUUUAGGGGGGGGGGGGGGGGGGGGGCAGGGGCAGGAUCCCCCCUCCCUUUUUACGCCACAGAUUUUGAAUGAAAAUCCAAAUGUUGCACCAGAAUGGUCGAUUACUGUGGCUAACCUUUGACUUUCACACUCCCUUCGGAAAUCCUAGAUCCGCCACUGAGUUACAUGGGUUUCUCCGAACUCUUUGUUUUCCAACGGUCAAACUGAUACCAUGGUAAAUUCUAUUUCACGUAUGAGUUUUAUCUCAUUCUAUUUUUACUUCUUUUCUCACAGAAUCUGUCAAAAUUCUAGAUCUAUCAACUACACUUUCUCUCACUGGACGACAUGCUGCACUGUUUACUGUCUAUGCGUCUGAAGACUGAAAGGAGGAGACUCGAUAUUUUUUGUAUAGGCCAUCAAAAAGUAUUAAUUUUUACGUUAAAACGAUAAUUUUUAACUUUAGAUAAAUGUUAUUUUCGCAAAGUUCAUACUUUCAACAAUGCAACAAAAAUUGAGAAAGCACUAGGAAAAUUGUCAUUUCAUGAUUUUUGCGCAAAAUGAGCUGUAGUGUCUCUUUAAGCAGACCUUCUGAUGUCUUCUCCCUUGCUUUUGUGUCCCCCUUUCCUUUACAUAUCAUUUUUCUUCAGGAAUAUUUUGUAUACAACAUGUAAGAAUUUAUAUUGCACAGUUUGUAUUUGUAAAAAUAGAUCUGACAAAAUGGAAGAUUGUUCCAGUAUUUUAUAAUUCUUUGGAAUGAAUACGAGGUUACAUCUUGCAUCCAUAUAAUGUACCUAACGCUUUACACAUUUAACGUUUUUAUAUUGUGUUACGUUUCACCUGUGGGUUCAUUGGCACUUUAUAGAAUUAUCAUCUUCCCUAGUUUUUGAAUUACUUCUUCAUUUAUUGGUAAGAAUUGUAAUAAGUUGUAUACAUAAAAUGUUGUAUCGGAUCAUGAACUCUGUGCUUGAAAUGAUUUAUUGCUUGUUGAUUAAAGAAAUAUCACCAUAA
Molecule: messenger RNA, 10813 nt
Organism: Ostrea edulis (European flat oyster)
Lineage: Eukaryota; Metazoa; Mollusca; Bivalvia; Ostreida; Ostreidae
Product: sortilin-related receptor-like
Exons: 40
Coding region: 428-7108 (2226 amino acids)
Biological process (GO): post-Golgi vesicle-mediated transport
Cellular component (GO): Golgi apparatus; membrane
Molecular function (GO): protein binding
Source: RefSeq, a predicted model, not a curated record